UUAAACAAAACCCUCCCAACCAAUACCCAUUUCGCGUUUACUUGUCCAAUUUCUUGACUUUUUUUGAAAGAAAGUUCUUCCCUUUUUGCUGGCGUACAAUUCAAGUCCAAGUUGCUCUGUGUUGUGUUCAUACCUUCAGCGCCAUUGCUGUCUUCCGAUUUCUUCCUCAUCUUUCGAUCAGUUUUGGGCUUUUACCAAGCUUUCCCGAUUUUUUUCUUUCUGGGUAUUGGGGGGGUUUGUUUGUUUUGAUUGGAUUGGAUUGUUCAUUGGUUCAUUUCAUUAUAAAUUAUACACAAAAAGAGGAGGCCGAGAAAGGUAAAGGGGUUGGGGGGAGUGCGGAAAGCGGCCAUCUUCCUUUCUUUCCCUGCAAAAGAGACUUCAAAAUUUGAAGCUUUUCCCCCUUUUGCUCUCUGGGUUUGCGCGAGAACUUGAUUGGGAUCUAACAAUCUCACCGAAUUGACGUCGUCUUCCUGCCACCAGUUACUUCCUUUCAGAAUUUCUGACGCGUUCGAGGUAAAAGCUUCAUUGAUCAUGAGCAGGUAGCAACUCGCAUUAUGGGUUGGCUUAGCAAGAUCUUUAAAGGCUCCGAUCAUAACAUUUCCGAAGGGCACUAUCAUGAGAAUUAUGAAGAGAAGCCUAAUGUCUAUGCACCAUCUGCUUCAGGGGAUGUCUGGCCGGAGCAGGAAGACGAAGAAAUGGAUCGUGCUAUUGCACUAUCUCUUUUAGAGGAGAGUCAACCCGGAAAACAUGUGAUUGAUGAGAGUCAGUUACAAGAAGAUGAACAACUUGCUAGAGCUUUACAAGAAAGCUUGAAUAUUGAAUCGCCUCCUGCCCCUCCUCCUCCCCCUCAAUAUCGAAAUCCAAAUGCAUAUCAUCCAGGAAAUAUAUAUCAACCAGCUCCAGUCCAUUUCCCAAUGGGUUUCAGGAUAUGUGCUGGUUGUAAUAAUGAGAUCGGUGCUGGGAGAUUUCUUCAUUGCCUCAAUGCAUACUGGCAUCCAGAAUGCUUCCGCUGCCAUGCGUGCAACCUACCUAUAGCUGAUUAUGAGGUGCAAAAUUUUGUCCCAUUGAAUUCUCCAUGUCAGGAAAUUAUCCCUAUCACAAAACUUGCUACAAGGACCGGUACCAUCCCAAAUGUGAUGUCUGCAAGCACUUUAUUCCAACCAACUUGGCCGGACUUAUUGAAUAUAGGGCUCAUCCUUUUUGGAACCAGAAAUAUUGCCCCACUCAUGAACAUGACAAUACUCCAAGAUGCUGCAGCUGUGAGAGAAUGGAGCCUCAAGAUACAGGAUAUGUACCUCUUAAUGAUGGUCGGAAGCUCUGUUUGGAGUGUCUGGAUUCUGCAGUCAUGGAUACCAGUCUAUGCCAGCCCCUUUACAUGGACAUACAGCAAUUUUAUGAAAGCUUAAAUAUGAAGGUGGAGCAGUAUGUUCCUUUACUUCUUGUAGAGAGACAAGCGCUAAAUGAAGCAAGGGAGGGAGAAAAGAAUGGCCAUUAUCACAUGCCUGAAACUAGAGGACUAUGCCUUUCUGAGGAACAAACUAUCAGCCAAGUAUUACGGACACCGAGGUUUGGGGGAGGACAGCGGCCCAUGGACAUGAUAACGGAGCCUUACAAACUGAUACGCCGGUGUGAUGUCACUGCCAUUCUCAUACUAUACGGUCUCCCUAGGUUGCUUACUGGAUCAAUCCUAGCUCAUGAGAUGAUGCAUGCAUGGAUGCGACUUAAAGGUUACCAACCUCUAAGUCAAGACGUCGAAGAGGGGAUUUGCCAGGUCAUGGCACACAUGUGGUUAGAUACACAGCUAAACUUUGAAUCAUCAUCGUCAUCAACUGGGUCGAGAGCUGAUUCAAGGGCUCCGUUUGAUAAGAAACUCGGGUCGUUCUUCAAGCACCAGAUCGAGUCAGACAGUUCUCCAGUUUAUGGAGAUGGAUUCAGAGCUGGUCAGCUGGCCGUUCGUAAAUACGGGCUUCAAAGAACUCUUGAACAUAUUCAAAUGACUGGGAGGUUCCCUUUCUGAUGAACUCUCUUCUAACAUUUCCCCUGUCAUUUCCCCCCUUCCUUUACACAGCCAUUUUGUACUAUUUUGGAUUCGAACUAGAGCAUCAUAGCACAUAGAAAGAAAUUUGAUUUCUGUAGAAUAGAAAGUUUUAGGUUCAUAGAAGUGCAGUCUUUUUUCACCAUGCCCUUCUGUUGUUGUAUUGUCCCCCCAUUUGGAAGUGCUGUGCUUUUUCUGCAUAUUAGCAAAAUUUUAAUAAUGAAAUUCUAUUUAUUCUUUCCUUCUGGAAUCUUGUUAUUGCUUGCACAAUGAAUCAUUACAAACUGAUGAAGUUUAGUAACAAAGAGG
Messenger RNA from Linum tenue, 2344 nucleotides. The record is from the annotation of a GenBank genome assembly. Lineage: Eukaryota; Viridiplantae; Streptophyta; Magnoliopsida; Malpighiales; Linaceae.